GGGACGUCCCUUCCCUUUAACAUCCUACGUCGACAGACCGCUGCUCUGUAUAUCCCCCUACUCGGAGACAUAUGACCGGAGUCUCGCAAGGUAGGCGUUUUCUCCCCUGAAGUGCGUUGUUUAAUUUGUUUCCCCUGUAACCAGAUCACUGCUCAUACUGUCUCGACCCAAGCGGAAGAUGGACUUUCGCUCGAGCUUAGAAGAAACAUCAAAGUCUUUAAUAAACGAGCGGGCGGACACCUGCGCUUCUUGCCCAACUACGGCUGAGCUAAGUAACGCAGUGUCAGUGUCAUUGGGUUUAGACCCUGUGUCCUUUCCGCUUAACAACAUGAACCAGUGCUCCGUAAACAGCGCCAGCGUAUUUGCAGGCUUCCACCACACUGUGGAGAUUAGUUCCCGGGCAGUGCAGGCUCCUAAUGUGAACUCAGACCGGAUUAUACUACGUGACAUUUCCGUAAAAGACGACUUUGGAGAAGUGUGCCACGGCAUUCAGCAAGUGAGCUGCAUGGAUCUGCUCACAUCAGGGGACAUGGACAGCGGGCGUGACCCUGUGAUAUCUAGGUAUGUCUGCAGGGAAUCUAACUUGUUUAUGAGCCCGCAGGAAGAGCUGCCCGCGCUCUCUCAGGUGGAAGAGAUGUUGCCUUUGACACCAUACACUUCGUACUCUGCAAACCCGAACCUACACAGGGACACUCCGGGAGGGUGGUGCGCCCGAAGCAACCGAUCCGAGCCGGAGAGGGGCGGUUUUAGCGGACGUAAUUUGUUGUCCAAAUACUGUAACUGUGGGCCAGCAUCUCUCGGAUCUAUGCAGGAAUGCCAUUGUCUCUGGUACAACAAGGAUGGGAAAGGUGGGAUGCGAGCAGCGAUGGCACACGGGUUAGGCCAGAUGGAAAGUUACCAAAGUGCAAUUCCUCAAGGACACGGCACUCUUUCCACUAUCAAGACUGAACCCUCCGUUUGGCUGGAUUGCUCUGAUCGCACUUUUAGGCAUGACAAUUUGUUUCCAGGUGUGUAUCUGUCGGACAGGAGAGUGUGUCAGGUCUGCGGCGACGAUGCCUCAGGUUGUCACUAUGGAGCCGUCACCUGCGGCAGCUGCAAAGUAUUCUUCAAGAGGGCCGCAGCAGGUAAGCAGAACCACCUGUGUGCUAGCCGGAAUGACUGCACCAUCGACAAGCUUCGGAGGAAAAACUGCGCCUCGUGCCGUUUAAAGAGGUGCUUCAUGUCAGGAAUGAGCCUCAAAGGUCGUAGGCUGAAGGGAGCCGGACAGUCGAGGAGUGGAGAGGAGGAGCUACCUCCGGCUCCCUGGGGGAACAGAGAUGCAAUCAUGGAGCCGGGAAGUGCAGCUAUCGAGGCUCAAAUAGCUUGUCUGACUUCAGGGAUUCCUCCAAGCGUGCGCUCCUGCCGCUCCCUGCUCAGCGUCUUGCAGGCCAUCGAGCCGGCUGUGGUCAAUGCCGGACACGAUCACGCGCAGCCAGACAGCCCUGCGUCCUUGCUCACCAGCCUCAAUGAGCUGGGGGAGAGACAGCUGGUAACUGUGGUGCGCUGGGCCAAGGCAAUACCAGGUUUCCGUGACAUGCACGUGGAUGAUCAGAUGUCAGUGAUUCAGUUGUCCUGGAUGGGGGUGAUGGUGUUCGCGUUGGGAUGGAGGUCCUACACACUCACCAACAGCUCCCUCCUCUACUUUGCUCCAGACCUGGUGUUCAAUGACCAGCGGAUGCAAGUGUCCAGCAUGUAUGAACACUGUGUGAGGAUGAAGGUGCUCUCCCAAAGGUUCUGCAUGCUGAAGGUCACCCAGGAGGAGUUCCUAUGCAUGAAGGCCCUGGUCCUCUUCAGCAUCAUGCCAGUGGAGGGCCUGAAGAACCAGCGUUGUUUUGAUGAACUGCGGACCUCCUACAUAAAGGAGCUGGACCGCUUGGCGAGCCACCGCGGAGAGACCACCCGCACACAGAGGCUGUUCCAGCUCACUCAGCUGCUGGACUACCUUCAAUCGGGUGAAUCCAGGGUACAGUACACUUUGGGAACAAAUCCCCAGCAUGCACGUAACUAAGUGACACGCACCUCCUGUUUCAGCUUCUGAACAACGGUUGCAUAAUCACAUGGAAAAUACUGAGUCACCCUCUGGUGGUAGCAGUGACUAAUUUUAAAUAACUGUGAGGAUUGAACUCACAUUGUCCAUCAUGCAAAGCGCCCUCAAUCUCAACCAAUAAAGUGGUGCAGGAAUGAGUCCUUAAACCAGGAAAUGAGUUAGCAUUUUAGCACUUCCAGGGUUCGUCAUAGUCAAUGUUAUUUUUUAAUGAAUCAGAAUAAUAAAUACUUGAAUAAUCAGGGUAAACUGGUUUUUGUUACAGUUGUUCCAUUAUGGAAUGAAUAAAAUACGCAAUUAUUAUGUUGAAUAUAAUGUAUUAUAUAAUAAAAGAAGUGAGAAUAAAAUAUAAAAUAAGAAAUAUAAAUUUGGUUUUAGUUAACAAAGAGGUUUAAAUAAGGUCUGUGGUUAAUUCAAGCUCAUAAGAUUUUGUUCCAUGAUAUAAAAUUCGCCAGUGAAGGCAUCACUCAUAGUUCCUGAAGCUUUCUCAUUUUUAAAAAACUGCAGUUGAUAAAAUGUAACCUAAAAAAGAUUUAUAAAUAGCAUCUUGCAGAACAUUAGCCACCUUUAGCUUAGCAGUGUUCCCCUCUGAUACAGGCCUCAUUUACAAGGGCCGGGACCCCCACUGACACUGACUAUUAUCCACCCCAGAAAAAACGGUAUGCAUUACAUUAAUGCACAUCACAUCAUGCGAACAAUAUCUUGUUAUUUUUAUUGUAAAUACUGCACAUUUUGCACAUUUUUGCUCCAUGCUACCUCUUUUUUCAAACCAGCACACAUUAUAUUUUACUGCACUGCAGUUUUCUAGAUAAUUAUAUUUUGUGUAUUGUAACUUUUUGUUUAAUAGCUUUUACAAUUGUACUAUUUUUAAAGAAAACAUUUUUGGUUGUGUAUUCUUCUUUCUGUGUCUCUGUAUGCACCACUUACCAAGGCAAAUUCCUCGUAUGUGUAAUCCUACUUGGUAAAUAAAACUGAUUCUGAUUCUGAACAGCCAUGCGACCGUGAUGCAGUUUGUUCAUAGCCUGACAUUAGCUUUUACGCUUUAACUAUUAUAAAGGUGGUGUUAAUAUGUGGAGAGUAUCAUAAACGUGUGUUUGCCACAGAGCUAAUUUUCUGCAAUAUUUCAAAAUCUAAUGGAAAAAUCCCAUUGGCUUUUGUGUAGGGAAUUCUUGCUAUGAUAAUUUCCAGGUCUUCCUACAAAAAUACAUAAUCUCUGCACUCCUCUAUGUAAUGCUGUAGCUGCAGACCACACUAUCAGGCUAACUUACAUACAGAAUCAACAGGAAACAGCAGCAUCAGCUGAUCAGGUCUGCAGAUGGAAACAAAAACCCUCAUGGAAAAAUAAACCUGUUUUGAUAUUUGUCACACCUGUAGGCGAUUAGUGUGAUAUUGUAAAACCUCCGAUACACAUUUCUCAUAGCGCCAACAACGUGAGAGGGAAGGAGGGAAUUUUAUUUCUCCAAAUAAAACCCAGAGCAUAUUAAAGCAACCAAGGAAACUUGCACCAGUUAUGACAAUAUAAAUAGUUUUACAUCUGUCUUUACUAGCACACCAGCAUUGCUCUGGGUAGACGCCUUUAUCACGACACAAUAAACCUUUAACAGACUCGAGUUUCUAAUAGGCAAGUGUCUUGAAAAGCUUCAGUCAUGAAGAACAGUCUGCUGUUUCGGAUUUCUAUUUCAUAAGUUCGUAUAAAGAUAGUGUGACUGAAUGGAUGAUGUGCCAUUUGAUUAAAGUUGUAUUAAAUGUGAAAACGAAAGCUUUAAAGAAAAAAAAGUAGCUAUCAGAGGAAAGAAUGGAUUACAAAACAACAUGUAUCUUUGCAUGGAUGUGUCUAUGUACAUUAUACAUACACUAUUCACCAUAGUGAAUAUCUAUAUCCAGACAUAGUAUGUAUUUAAUGCUCAGAUGCAGCUUAAAGUGCUUAACAAAACAAGAUCAGAUGAAAACCAAACAAUAAAUAGCAAUAUUGAGAGAAAUAACAACAGUUGAACAAUACAACAACAACAACAACAACAACAAAAAGCAAUGUUACAAGUCAGGUUAGCCCAUAUUAAAGCCAUAUUUAAAGGUUGUAGUUUACUUACUUGUUUUUAAUAAAUUCUCAAGGGGUGUUUUGUCCUACAAUCCAAGGUGAGAGAGUUCCACAGCCUUAACAUAAUAAUAAUAAUAAUAAUAAUAAUAAUAAUAUUAAGAAGAACUAAAUAAACAGUUACCUUCCAAAACCUUACAACAUAAAACAUGUUUUAUGUUUCAAAAUAAAUAUAAAUGGAUGCAUUAUAACCCUUUUAUUGUUUUAUUUUUUACAUUAAUUUACACAUUCCUCCGCUUAAUGUAAAGAAGAGGCAACGAUAAGCAUAUCGUAAGUAAUUUCAACCUGAAAGAAAGCUUAUUUGAUGUUAUUAUUCCCAAAACUGUGCUAACAUGGCCUUCAAACAACUGUUAAUGAGAGAUAUGAAUACAGUUUGUUGUUCGUGAUGAAACCACUAGAGGGUGCACAUUGACUGCUUUCCUCCUUAGUAAUAUCGUCAUAACUUGUAAAACUAUUUGGUAAUAGCAAUCUAAGAACAAUAAACCUUUGGUGGUUGAGGAGAGCCCAGAAACGCUGGAAAGUUUCCCCCCGAAGAGAGCCUCGCUGCGGCAGUUUGAACCUCAAAUCUUUCACUGUGGAUUUACUCUUAAAGGCUCAGGUUUGUCAGUGUCCCACUCACAUCUCAGAUCUCCUAAUGCCUUAUGAGUUGGAGGGCAGCCAGGGAUUGUCUGGCAGGGCCCUUAAGGCAGAAAAACCGUGGUUGAUCAAGACCCUGCAGCUCAGACCCCUUCGGCUUUCCCCUGCCUGCGGGGCUUACAGCGCCACAAUGAGUGUCAUCUCUUUAAACCACCUCUCAAAGCUCAUGGCAGAAGACGGGCUUCCAUGUCACUUUCCCUUUCUCCCUUUAUCUGAGGGCUUUAUUCUCUUUCAAUGCUGUACACAUCCACACGUCACGUCUUUGUCACUAAUAACUACCAGUGGAAGAAGUACUUUACUUAAGUGAAAGUAACAAUACUGGACUGUAAAAGUGAUCAAUUUAAAAUCUUUCUUGAGUAAAGUUACAAAAGCACUGGAAUCAAAAGAGUAUUAAAAUACCAAAAGUAUGAGUACUCUAUACGUAUACCCAUUUUUUGGUAUAAUUUUAUUAUUUACUUUAUACUAUUAAUUGGCCCAGUAUUUUUGAAAGAGGCUGAUUGUUGGAGGAUUUCUUUCUUUAAAUCUUCUUGACAGUUCUUUAAAUCCAUUAGUCAAUGCCCUCCAAAGGUUCUUUUAAUUUUAUAAUAAUGCAUCUAUGUGUGAGAGUCACUCUGAGUGCAACAUUAUAAACAUUAUUUAAGGAUGUGCUGUCUAACUAAUUCAUGUAUACGAUAAAUGAAACAAAGUGAAUUUAAAAAUAUUACCAAAUAUGAAUUGUUGGUAACUUAACACAUGAGUUGUGAACAUUCCAGAUCGUUAUUCAAUUUUUCUCACAUUUUGUAGCAAUUAUUCUUUGUUCUCACACUGAAAAAACUGAAACGUUGACUUUAAUUGAAUGUAUUAUGUCAACAGAUUUCACAUAAGUCAAACAGGUUAGCUGAAAGCAAUAAUAUUAGGUUUAUUAGGUAUAUUAGGUUCAACUUAAUAUCAUUGCUUCAAACUAACCUAAUACAGUGGUGUGAAAUGUGGUGGCAUAAUACAUUUAAUUAAAGUCAACCUUUCCAUUUUUCAGUGCAGCUGUGGUUAGAACGUUGUAAACAGCGCCUAGUAAUUGCCUCCUUCUGUCACUUGUAAAAAAACUGUUCCCUAUCUCACUAGAAACUCUAUUUAAUAACAUGAUUAUACUCAAUUGAUAUAUUCAUUACAGCUGUUAAAGGUGGAGCUCAUUUCAAAUACUUUGAAUAUAUUGUUGUAUUGAACUGAUGUUUCUGCAGAGAAAACACAGCCUACAGAAGGUAUUCUACAGACUUUAUUAAAUAAAAAAUCAUUGUUUGGUACGUCUUCACACUCGAAAAAAAAUUACACUAUGAUCAGUUUACUUAUAUUUUCCUGAUAAUGUGAAUAAUCUUUCAAAAUUGAUUAUUCCCACUAUGAAUCACAUUGCUGUUGUAAUUUCAGUCAAGAAUAAUCGCAAUUAAGCAAAACAUGCAGCCCUUAGUUGAAUAUAAAGUAGUAUAAAUGAAAAUACGUAUAGUGCAAGUACUAAAUGUACUUGAUUACAUUCCACUAGUGCAAAUAACCUCUCAUCUUCUUCUCAGAUUGUGAGGAAGUUACACCAGUUCACCUACGAUCUCUUCAUCCAAGCUCAGUCCCUCCAGACGCGUGUCAACUUCCCAGAGAUGAUCUCCGAGAUUGUGAGCGUCCAUGUCCCCAAAAUCCUCUCGGGCAUGGUCAAGCCCAUCCUUUUCCACAACACAGCCUAGAGCGGUGUGGUGGGGGGAGGGGGCUGAGGGGUGGGCUCGUGAUUGUCCUAUAUGUCACUUGAGCUUCAACCACUUCUGGGAAAAGCUUAAACGGCUAGAGAGGGAUAUAAUUUCAUGAGGUGUAAGCUUUUUUUUCUACCUACAGGGUGACAGUGGAGCACAGUGAAGCUAAAUGAAGGGCAUACAGCACAUUCUUCCAAUCUUAUUGCAUCUACUCUGUUCUCCUACUGCCUGUUAUCUGUAUGAAAUGUCUCUGAACACGUUUUUUAGCAUGACUUCCUGCAGGCUAAACACCUGGCAUGUGAGACUUCUCCUCUUCUUCUUCUUCUUCUUCUUCUUCUUCUUCUUCUUCUUCUUCUUCUUCUUCUUCUUCUUCUUCUUCUUCUUCUUCUUCUUCUUCUUCUUCUUCUUCUUCUUCUUCUUCCUCUUUCUCCUCCUCCUCCUCCUCCUCCUCCUCCUCCUCAUAUUUAUAACCGACAACAGGUUAUGUUAAAUUCUAGGACGGAAAAACCAUGUUGGCAGAGUUCACAUCAUCGUAGCCUGUCUGUGUGCAGUGGUAUGACAUUUGGACUAGCUUUUUAACAAUGAAUGUUAUUGUGUGCACCUGAGAUGAACAUAUUUGAUUGACAGGUAAUAAACCGUAGUGGCAUGCAUGCUAAGAGGCAACGCUGUCUCGUCUGAGUAUAAAAACAUGUCUGAAAGCUGUUCCCAUCCCUAGACAUAAUAGUCGACUAAUGGUUUAGGCGGAGGACACACAUACACUCUUUUUACACCGUGAGUGACUUCAAAAUUUAAAUUGUAUAUUUAUGAAUUUUGUGAUUUAAAAAAAGGUCGCAAUGAAGAAGAUGAUUGGACCAAAUAGUCGCGAAUGACUCAUCAGUCAACUAAUUAUGGGGGACUUUUUUUUUGCUUGUUUUUGAAUGUCAAACAUUAUCCCGUUUUUUCCAAGAUGGACAUUUCAUAAUGUUGUAACUUUUCUACAGUUUUCUUAAAAAGUGUUCUUUGCAAAGUGCUCUGUUAUGAAUCAUCAUCCAGUAUCCAUUGUUGCUUUUUGCUGCGAAACACAAAAAAGGUCAAGCCAAGAAUCUGCUCAUUUGUUGCAGCACUUACAGCUAAAUAUGGAAUAAUAAACAACUGAAGCAUGA
Eleginops maclovinus (Patagonian blennie) is the source of this 7659-nucleotide messenger RNA. RefSeq names its product progesterone receptor-like. Gene Ontology annotation, molecular function: estrogen response element binding; nuclear receptor activity; zinc ion binding. NCBI's taxonomy places the organism in Eukaryota, Metazoa, Chordata, Actinopteri, Perciformes, Eleginopidae. The coding region runs from base 179 to 2047 and encodes 622 amino acids. Gene Ontology annotation, biological process: nuclear receptor-mediated steroid hormone signaling pathway; male gonad development; positive regulation of transcription by RNA polymerase II. The record is from RefSeq and is a predicted model, not a curated record. The transcript is spliced from 9 exons. Gene Ontology annotation, cellular component: nucleus; chromatin.